Hermetia illucens (black soldier fly) is the source of this 2075-nucleotide messenger RNA. RefSeq names its product zwei Ig domain protein zig-8-like. The record is from RefSeq and is a predicted model, not a curated record. Gene Ontology annotation, biological process: synapse organization. Gene Ontology annotation, cellular component: neuron projection membrane. The coding region runs from base 532 to 1872 and encodes 446 amino acids. Lineage: Eukaryota; Metazoa; Arthropoda; Insecta; Diptera; Stratiomyidae. The transcript has 7 exons.
AACCUGACAGGACUAAGAAACACACGACAAUGGCGGCUACGCCUGGAAUAGUGCUGUUGUAACCUCCAUGUGUAUGCGAGCCGCUGUAAUUCGCUGGUAGUAAGGUUCUAACCCAGAAGCUGCACAAGGACGAUUUGUAAGUGGCAAUCUGUGCUUUAGUUUGAAUUUCACCGGUGUAGGAAACGGUUGAAUUGUGGUUAAAGAUUCGCAACGAAUAUUGAGUUAAUGCAUUUUUCGAAGUAAUCCCGAUCAGGUGGUUGAUGCGGUUAUUGUUGCUCUGAUUAAUAGUGAGACAAUAUUUCAAUAAAAGUGUUGAAAACUGAGUGUUAGUUGGGGUGGGAGUUGGGAAGUGUUAUUGUUAUGACGUGGUUGGUUAUGGACUGAUGUGAUGGUUUUCAGAAAAGGACGAUGUACUUAGGAUUAUGCAGCUUGAGCUCUCAACGUCAGUGAAAUUGUUGAGAUGUUCGCGGAUACUGGCAGUUAAGCAAAGAAUGAACAGGAAGUCGAUGCAUUAAGCUUUUUCCCAGAGAUAUGCUAUCCUUUGUAUAUCUGCCGGUAUUUAUUAUUUUGGUAUAUGUUUCGGGUUCAACCAUAAACGAAAUUGAGACUUCAUUGUCGUCAAUAAUUCAAGGCACUGAAAGGACAUUUAUCAGGAAUUCAAGCAGAAAAGGAACAACAGCAACAGCACUGUCACCGACGCCAACAACUAACUUAGUAUCGUCAUCAUCACCGUCACCGACGUCAUUGUAUCCCCACAGGGCGGUUACAGGAAGAUCUAUGGCUAUCACGGCGCUUCCUGGAAGCAUAUCAACAUCAGUAGCAACACCAAUAACAGGAAUAAUCAGCGCUUCAUCAAUAGCUUGGGCAUCGAUGUCACAUGCAGGAAUGCCAAUCCCUUCGCUGUCGCCAACUCAACCGUCCAGCACCCCUCCAGCGACACAGCGGCCAACAAUUCCACGCGUGAUAACGUUCAAAGUCUUGCCAACAAUUGACGCCAGAGAAGACUAUGCAAGGACAACAACAGAAUCCCCGAUGUCAGGUGCGCCCGGGGAGGCUUAUCUGAAUGUUACCAGCCAGUCGGGGACACAUGCUUACUUGCCUUGUAAUGUGAAGCAGCUAGUGAAGAAGCCGGUAUCAUGGAUUCGAGUACGAGAUGGUCACAUAUUGACAGUGGACCAGACGACAUUCAUAGCUGAUCAACGUUUUCAAUCUAUAGUAUCCUCCAGCUCGGAGAAGUGGUCCCUGCAAAUUAAAUAUGUACAAUUACGUGACGCAGGCUGGUAUGAAUGUCAAGUGUCAACUGAACCGAAAACUAGUGCACGGGUGCGCUUACAUGUUGUUGAACCGAGAACAGUGGCCUUCGGUGAAGCAAAUCGACAUGUUAAAGCUGGCAGUCAAGUUACAUUACGAUGUAUCGUUAAAGGAGCACUAGAGCCACCGCUUUUCUUCAAUUGGUACUUCGAUAGGAAGCAAAUAUUCUUCCAUAAUCUGAAUCCGAACCAGAAGCAGAACCCAAAUAGUUGGCGGACGGAAAUCGACAAACCAACGACGAUAGAGGGCAAUAGCAGCGAUAACCAUAAUAUAGACGCGAGUGCGAGCACAGAUACGGUCGCCUCAUUAAUUAUACCGUCAGUCACAAAAAAGGACUCCGGAAACUACACUUGCAGUCCAUCGAGCAGCGAGUCAAUUACAUUCGUCCUUCAUGUUCUUAAUGGCGAAUAUUCAGCAUCAGCUAUAACAUCUCGUAGCUGUGAUUCGUUUCAACGCAAUUUGGUCUGGCUUAUUGUUAUGAUUAUAAUCCAAAGUCUGCAAGUUUUCUUUAGGCGUUCACAACUAUGGCAACAUACAUUGGAGACAAUGAAGUACCAUUGAGGAGGUCAAAAAAGACAGAGAUUGCCUGAAUUGCGGUGCUGGUCGAUAGGAUAAUGAGACUUUUUUCGGGAGUUUUGUAUAUAGUGAUCCGCUUGUAAUGUAAGCAUAGUACGGAAUUUUGUGGUGGAGUAUCGACGUCUAUUGCCAAUGAAGUAAACCGUUCUGUGUAAAUAUCAUGAGACUCAAUAAAGUAAAUUAAGGUA